CGGAUGACCACUCGCCACCCUUUGCUCGACACUGUACUUACAAUAAAAUGAAUGCACCAAUCUUGUCUGUCAUGUACAUUUGACAUAUCUAUUUUCUUCAUUGUUGGUGCCUUUACUGGGAAGGCUUUUCUCGGCUGCGACGUUCAGACGAGACUCUCAGAUGGCGUUUGUAAAUGGGGGGCUGAAGAAGGCAAUGUGGUUGUAUCCAAAGGGGCUGGGAUUCAAUCCGUCAGAAAGAUGGGGGCAUUCAGCUUGCUAUUUUGAUGGAGUUGUGUAUAUUUAUGGGGGAUGCUGCGGCGGGAUGCAUUUCAGUGAUGUCCUUGCUCUAGACCUGACAACAAUGGUUUGGAGUACCCUUUCCACUGUAGGCAAGCAGCCUGGAACAAGAGACAGUCAUGGUAUGGCACUUGUGGGGCACAGAAUGAUAGUUCUAGGUGGAACUAAUGGCUCGAAGAAGAUAAAUGAUCUUCAUAUGCUGGAUCUUAGAACAAAGGAAUGGAGCGAACCAAAGUUUGAAGGGAAUCCACCAUCGCCGCGUGAAAGCCACACCACUACAGUUAUAGGCGAUGACAAGCUUCUAAUAUUCGGAGGGAGUGGAGAAGGGGAUGGAAAUUACCUGAAUGAUGUUCAUAUUCUUGAUUUGAAGAACAUGAAAUGGAUUUCCCCCGUGGUGAAUGGUGAAGUUCCUGCACCAAGAGAUAGCCAUACUGCAGUGGCAGUGGAGAGCAAGCUUAUUGUAUAUGGUGGGGACUGUGGUGAUCGUUACCUCGGUGAUGUGGAUGUUCUUGACAUGGAUUCCCUAACUUGGUCGAAGCAGUUGAUGAUCCACGGACCCUCACCAGGGCCUAGAGCAGGACACGCCACUGUAACAAUCGACUCUAAGAUUUACAUCAUUGGUGGAGUUGGGGACAGGCAGUACUACAGUGAUGUUUGGGUUCUUGAUUUGAGUUGCCGUACAUGGACUCAGCUUGACAUAGGUGGUCAGCAACCUCAAGGGAGAUUUUCGCAUAGUGCUGUAGUUGCUAAUUCUGAUGUAGCGAUUUAUGGAGGAUGUGGAGAGGAUGAGCGCCCUUUAGACGAUCUACUUAUCUUGCAAUUAGGAGCAGAGCAUCCUAAUGGCCGUUAUAACAUUUCCAUGUGCAAGAUUUUUGGCAAACAAUGGAGUCAUGACAAACCACGGGCUUCACCUUGUAGGAACGGUUUCAAACAUGAAAAUUCUGAAAAAGAGGCUGUGUCCCCACAGAAGCCUAUGCUCUUUGGAGUGCAUACAAGGAAGCAUGAGUUGAACGGCAGAGCAAGUGAGGUUGAUGCGGAAUCAAAGUACUCACCAUUGCAAAGCUCAGAAAAUUUGCCAGUGAAAAGGAGGACAUCACAGCCAAGGCUUUUCGAGAAUGGAAUGGAACAGGAGGAACACUCUCAUUCACUAUCGCAACAAUCAUCACCGUCCCAGUCUGAUCAAGAACAAGCUGCUGGAAACCCUGACAUGAAUUCGCCAUCAGCUAAUCUAUUCAAGCACAGGAAACUGAGUCAUAAUAAGUCCAACAACUUGGCACAUCAUCAAGUUCAGAUGCGAAGCAGCUUGCAGAGAAGCACUCAAAAUGGUCAUUUUGUGGCUGCUGGAUUACACGGGCAUCCAAAACCAGAACCGUUUCUUUACGUUUCACAGAAUGGCAGGCCAGAUGGUCAACAGGCUUUAUCAGAUCUCAUUCCUCCACAGAAAAUUGCUGCGACUAAAGUUUUAGCCAUUCCAAACUUGAUCGGAGCUGAAGUUCAAGGCACAGUUGAUGGUGCGUUUGAUUCUGGCUACCUGAUGACUGCAAAUGUCAACGGUCAGAUAUUCAGAGGAAUCUUGUUCACUCCAGGUCCCGGCUUUGUAGCCAGAGAAGCGUCAGCGAUUGCUUCGCCAGUUAUCUUAGCACAACCGACAUUUGUAAGCAUUCCUCAUGGGGCUAUACCCAUCCCAAACGCUAGCAAUGGAAGCAGACCAGUGCAGCUUGAAGUUGCCAGACAGCCUAUUAACUUCGUCCUACCAGCUUCUCACAGUAAUCUACUAGAGUCGAGGGAAGAAAGCAACGGUAGCCGAGCAGUACAUGAAGAAGGCAAUGGAAGCAGAGCACUACCGAAUCACGGCCGCGAUGCAAAACUCAGGCCGCUUCUCAGUGGAGAGAAAUUGGCCAAUGUUGAUGAGAACCAGAAAAUUCAAGUCCCUUAUGUGGCAAGGCCGGCACGAGUUCAGGAACCAAAUCCAGCCGUCCAGGUAUCUCGCGCCCCAUCUUCAGUCAGUCCGCCACAGAAUGGUCGGACUGCCGACCUUCAAGGGAUCGUUCUGUCAUUAGGUGCUCCUGGUGGGAAAUAGAAUUACAGGUUCUAUUGUAUAUUUGAAAAUAGUGUAGCAAAUAAAGUUGUUUAAUAAGUUAGAUUUACAUACUCGAUAA
Messenger RNA from Nymphaea colorata (pocket water lily), 2435 nucleotides. RefSeq lists its product as uncharacterized. The transcript is spliced from 10 exons. Gene Ontology annotation, molecular function: protein binding. The record is from RefSeq and is a predicted model, not a curated record. NCBI's taxonomy places the organism in Eukaryota, Viridiplantae, Streptophyta, Magnoliopsida, Nymphaeales, Nymphaeaceae. The coding region runs from base 161 to 2356 and encodes 731 amino acids.